AUGAGGAGUAUCAAAUGUGUUGUUGUUGGCGAUGGUGCCGUUGGUAAAACCUGUCUUUUGAUAUCCUACACCACCAAUACUUUCCCCCACGACUACAUCCCUACUGUCUUCGAUAAUUACUCUGCUAAUGUCAUGGUCGAUGGCCAACCAAUCAAAUUAGGCCUAUGGGAUACUGCUGGUCAAGAGGAGUACGACAGAUUAAGACCCUUAUCCUAUCCUCAAACUGAAGUCUUUCUCAUUUGUUUUUCAAUUGUCGAGCCUUCCUCCUUUGCCAAUGUCAAAGCAAAAUGGAUUCCAGAAAUCAGACAACACUCAACAAAAGAUAUCUCCAUAUUGUUGGUUGGUACCAAAUUGGAUCUCAGAGAAGACCCUCACACCUUGGACAGAUUGAGAGAGCAUGGCAACUCCCCCAUCUCCACCCAAGAAGGCCAAAAAUGCUCCAAAGAGUUGGGCUGCGUUGAGUACUUGGAGUGUUCUGCUGCAACUCAACAAGGUGUCAAAGAUGUUUUUGAUGCCGCCAUCAAAGCUGUUAUAGACCCUCCCAACGCUUAUGACGACACCUACAACAACAAUAACAACAACAACAACGACUUUAACAGCAAUUACAAUAACAAUAACCAAAACAACCUGAACCAACAAAAUGGUCAAUCCCAAAAUAACUCCAAAUUAAAUUCAAGAAGCUCCCACCGUAGAUCCAGAAAGAAGCCAAAAUGUACUAUUUUAUAA
Molecule: messenger RNA, 726 nt
Organism: Ascoidea rubescens DSM 1968
Lineage: Eukaryota; Fungi; Ascomycota; Saccharomycetes; Ascoideales; Ascoideaceae
Gene: RHO5
Product: Rho family GTPase RHO5
Exons: 1
Coding region: 1-726 (241 amino acids)
Biological process (GO): cortical cytoskeleton organization; regulation of cell shape; actin filament organization
Cellular component (GO): plasma membrane; cell cortex; cell projection
Molecular function (GO): GTPase activity; GTP binding; protein kinase binding
Source: RefSeq, a predicted model, not a curated record